This is a messenger RNA of Brassica rapa (field mustard), 4229 nucleotides long. Its product is annotated as putative ethylene-responsive transcription factor ERF121. Gene Ontology annotation, biological process: regulation of DNA-templated transcription. Gene Ontology annotation, molecular function: DNA-binding transcription factor activity; DNA binding. The record is from RefSeq and is a predicted model, not a curated record. Lineage: Eukaryota; Viridiplantae; Streptophyta; Magnoliopsida; Brassicales; Brassicaceae.
AGUAAAACGGUUUAAUAGAAAUAUAAUUAAAAAAAAAAAUCUUACACUUUUUAGUUAACUAUAUAAAUUAUGAUCUGAUAUUUAAAAGUUUUCUAAAUUUAGAGCUUAAACAUGUAUAAAUGUCAGUAACUUCAAAACUAUUACUAUUUUUAAAAAUAUACUGUUAAUAUUUUUUGAAUAAAAAAUAAUAAUUUGAGUUGAAACUGCACUACCAAUAAUAAUAACAAUUCGAUCUUGUAUUCUUCCCAGAGAAGUAUAAAGAGUUUUGCAAGCACAUGUAAAAAUCAUGAGCUCGAGUGAUUGUAGCAUAGUAAUCUCGUAGAGUUUGGUAUGUACACACAUUAUUUAUGGAUUCAAUUCUCUUUAGGAACUAAAUUAUCAUUGUUAGUUUUGGCUUCAAAUGAUUUACAUGGUGAAUCAUAACAGAUGAUCGGUUUACCCCCUUGCAUUAGUCGGAAGUUAUUCCAAACUCGAAUCAGCCGAUAGGGUUUAUCAGAAAAAAAAAUCACGAGCUGAAACCGAAUAAGUAUUUAUGUGAUGUACCUAAGUCGCUGUGUAAUGCUAAAGCGGUACAACCAGGGACGAACCUAUUAAGUUCAAUGCAAUUUUCAGAAGUUCAACAAAGUGACAAUAAGUUCAAGAGUUUAAGGUUCUAGAGUUUCAUAUAAAUAUAACUGUUAUGAGAAUGUGUUUUGUAACCUUGCUGCUCAUAGAAGCAGCCUCCAUUAAAGACUUUAUGAAAUCAAACGUUUGUUUUAGUUCUUGAACACAAACACAAAGCUUCUCCCUUUAUUGUUCUUUGCAUUUCAAUAAAGCUCUAUGAGCUAUCUUCACUACAAUAAAACUUAGUAAAGCUAUAAUCUUUCUAGGUUUCUCAAAUGUUAUCAGAACCCACUAAAAGCAUUGUGGGUUCAGUUGACACCCCUAAAAUGACCAACUUAAAUAAUGUGUUGAUUUUGUUAAGGAAUUCCUAGCAAAAAUGGUUGAUCUCUUUUCAUUGACACCCAAAACUUGAGUAAUUUUAAUGAAAAUAUAAUCUUAAAAUUCAAAAUUUUGAGUUAAUCAGAUUAAAUGUGAGAGGAUAUACAAGAUAAAUGAUUUUUGUGUAUAAAAAGUGAGAUGAAAAAUGUAGAUGUAGAUUUCUAGUAAAUUUAGAGCAUGGUUUUUGGUUAUGGUUAGUGAUAUUGAUGAAAAUGAUAAUUUCAUACAUAAGUAACGAAAAUAAGGAUGUAUGGGUAAAAACAAUCUAUUUUGAAAAAUAAAUAAAUAAAGUAAUGAUGUUUCAUUAAUUUUUUUUUUGAAAAAAUACUUUCAAAUUUAAAUUAAAACAAACGUUUACAAGAUAUCUUAUAGUGGAAAAAAAUUUAUAUGAAACAUAAUUCAUGAUAUGAACAAGCUCAUACCUAAGAAAACACCUAGGCCGGAACUAGUAAAGCCAAAAAAGAAAUGUAAAAGAAAUAGCUAACGAAAGAUAUUCAUUAAUUAUUUGAAUUUUUACAUUGUAUAUGAUAAAAAAAAUUCAAAAACAAAUAGUUAAUUUUAUGUUUGACCAUAAAUUUUAGAUCAUUUUUGAAAGAAACUCAACAAAAUAAGAAUAAUAGAUAGAGUAUUGAUUAUAGGAAUACCUUAAUAAUUUAUUUUAAAAGAUUAAUUAUUUUUAAAGUCUCAGUUAUUUGAAAAGAAAAUAAUCAGUUUUUAUAAAAUUCAUUUAUAUUUAUAAUUUGUAUAUUUGUCUUAAAAUCGUAAUAUAUAAAAAAAAUUGUUAAGUUAAUAUUGAAUUCAUUAGGUAUAUAUAAUUGAUCUUGUUAUAGUAUUAGUCAAAACUACCAGAUAAUACUAUAAAGACAUUUAGAUUAUAUAGUCUUUGUCAUUUGUAAAAACAUAACUGAGAAUAAAAGUUAUGAAAUAAAACGGUUGUUUUAUUUAAAGCGGUGUAACUGCCAUAAGCCAAUGCGUAUAUAGUUGGAUCUCAUUUAAAUAUGUGGAAAAUAGUCAAUAUAUGGUCAACAUCAUUAUUUAAGGGAUUAGUUUGGACUUUUGAAUAGGUUCCAAACAGCUCCUGAUUAAAAAAAAGAAGGAAAGUGAUGGAAAACGGUAGUUAUUCUCAAACUAUUUACCCAAAAAAUAAUAAAAUAAUUCGACGUCCUGAAUGUUUUAGCAACGUUCACAUUUACCAACGUGCACAUUUACCAGAAUGACGCGGCGAUCAGGUAGCUUUUUCCGUCCUACAAUAUUGAAUACGCAGUUUAUAUGUUGUGAUUGUGAAGCGAAACGGUCUUAUGUGAAACAAACGUGAUUAGUGUAGUUUUUGGCUUUUUGGGCACCUAAUUAGGCUAUAUAGCUAAUGCCAGACUGAGUAAGCAAUUUGAGAUCACGUAAAUAUUGUAACUUUAGUAUUGUAAACGCAUCUGAAAGUCACAAAAUCAUGUAAAUAUUGUUAGGAUUCAGAAGCUUAAAAGUCGUCACUUGUCUCAGCAUGAACUCACAACAAACUAAGAGAGACGUUGCUUGAAGUCCAAAAAACAGAACGAACACUGCAAAAAACAGAAUUGUAGAAAACAGAGUCUCGAGAGUUUGAAGAAGAGAUUAGAGAGAGAAGGAGAAGAUGGGAACACACACAAGAUUUAAGGAGUUCACGCCCAUUAACGAGGGUCGCUACAUCUCCCCAGACUACAGCUUGGAAUCCACUAGAAGGUAUACAUAUUACAAGAGCUAAAUGUGUUUCAAUCUUGUUUACACUUAUGAAUUCACUCUUUUGUAUAUCUCUCUAUGUAUCUCUACCAUCUAAUUAGCCUUAGUGUGGCUACUCCAAUUCUCUCUCACCUCCAUAAUGCAGCUUAUAUAGAGGAGACAUCCUCUAACCUAGCUUACAAGGAGACAAACAACAAAAGCUCCUCUUGUGGUCCCAAAAGCAGCAUCUAAAGCGCAUUUCCAAUGGUUCAUAUUCACCAAGUAUCUUAACAAUAAAAGAAAAAGAUAUUAAGAGAGAGUCAAAAGUAUUUUGCAGAAGAAGGUUUUAGAUAGCCUUCCUAAUCUUUAACGCUAGCUGUUUGUUUUCUAGUGGUCCAAGCUAAAACUUAAUUCAUUAAUAUAAUUCUAAUUAAAUAUUAAUAUUUUUGAAUUAAGAAACUAAAGCGAGGUUCUAACCGUAGUCAAUUUCUCUUUAACUAUAGUUCUUCUUUGCUUAACCCAUUUGAAGACUUGUAAACUUGCACAUCAAGUUCUCAAUUCCACAAAUAUGUUUGGUCAAAAAUCAAAUGCUAAAAAAAGGUACGUACGUCUCCAAUCUCCAUGCAUCGCCUAUAUAAACCCUACUCGGUCCAUUUGUUUUCAGAUCUUCAUACCACUCUCGAUCUUUCUCCAACUCUUUACAAAAAAAAUGGAUUAUUCAUACAACGUUCCCUCUGAUGAUCAAAACCCUGUUGCACUACGACCUCCUUCUUCUUCUUCUUCGUAUUUGACAAGAGAUCAAGAGCAUCAGAUCAUGGUCUCUGCACUGCGACAAGUGAUAUCUAACGUCGGGAGUGACACGUCAUCACCAAACGGGAUCACCAGCGGAGCUGAUCUUCCCCUUCCGGAUGCUGGUCCCUGUCCUCUCUGCGGCAUCACUGGCUGCUACGGCUGCGCUUUCCAACAGAGGGAUGAAGAGAUAAAAAAGGAGAAGAAACACAAAGGAGUAAGGAAAAAGCCAUCGGGUAAAUGGUCGGCGGAGAUAUGGGAUCCAAGUUCGAAAGUAAGGAGAUGGCUUGGAGUGUUUCCAACGGCGGAGAUGGCGGCGCGUGCAUACGACGAGGCUGCGGCUGAGUUUAUCGAGAGAAUAUCAGCGAGACGUGGCCAAAUGAACGGACAUGGAAUUAAGCGAAGGCGGAGAUGAAUGAGAAAGCGAGAAGAAAUGUUUUGGUCGGUGUGAGAGAUGGAAAUGCUAUAUUACAAAAGAAAACAUGAUUGGGUUUAGAUAUUUUGUAGUAACAGUUGCAAGAGUGUCUUAUGCUUCUUCUAUUUGUCUGAUUCUCUCAUAUUUCGGGUCCUGGAUCCAUUCCCCCAAGUUGGAUAUAAGAUGUAGCUUUGAAAAACAAGAUUGGGUUAGAUAUUUUUCUUGUCCUUAUGGGGCACAAAUACUUUGCUCAUCAUUAAUUAAUCUGAUGACCUGCCUAAAACAUCUAUCUUAAUGCUUCAUCAUGAUACAAGCUAAUAAACAUGUUACAUUUCCUGUUCAAUAUACAAAAAAA